UUGCGACCAAGCACACGAAGGGUGGGGCGAUUUCUGCAGUGUGAAGUUGCUUGCUCAUUUUAGCUGUUUACGCUAGCCUUUUCGCGGAGCGAAGCUGCCUAGAAAUUUGGCGCUGCUCUGCCGUGCCGUAGGCGCUGCUACUGCUUCCGUCCUCGUUGCCUCCUCACGUCAGCGUGCGCGUCGUACGCUGACCUCGGGAGCUUCGAACCUGCGGAGAAAGGUACCAUUGGCGCCUCAAGCGCCGGUCCGCCGGAUGCUGUGCUCCCAGCUCCUCCUUAAACCAUCUGCUAAUUAUCCGCUGUAUCAGUUAGCGAGCGCGCAUCCCUCCCCAUGGGGUCCGAUCCUGAUCCGGAGGGCGGCAAGGCGGUGGCGCCCGCUGCGCCUCGUCGGCCGCUCAAAUUGCGCCUCAAGGUGGGCGGCAUGGUCGUCGACGUCUCGCGCACCGCUCCCAGUGCUCCGCGCGGGGGGAGCGGGGGGAGUUGUGCCAGCAGCGGGAGCAGCCGCGAGGAGCGUAUCAAAUUCGAUCAGCGUGUUGAUUGUGAUGAGCGUAUAAAAUCCGACGACGCGGCUGUCACGGAUCUAGAUCGCAGCGCGAAGGAGCAUAGACGGGCCAGAAAAGAAGGUUCGCGGAAAGAGCGAGGGAAGGAAGCGGAGGGCGGGUGGGAGAUGCAGACGCCGCCGAUAGACGAGCGGCGGACGGGCGCGCGGAGGGGGGAGCGCACGGGCGGGGAGGCGAGGGCGCGAUCGGAGGAGGGAAGGGAGAGGGGGGAGGAGAGGGAGAGGCGGGAGGGCGAGGCAGGCCGAGUGGAAGCGGAGGGCGGGAGGCGGGCGAACUCGUCUCGUGGGUGUGUUACGGAUGGGGUCGGCGCGGGGAAGAGGGUGAGGAGGGAGGGCGAGGGCGGCCGGGCAGAGGCGAGCAGGGCGAGGGAGGUUGAGGUGGAGGAGGACGACGAUGAUAGGACGGUGAAGCGCGAGUCGCGGAGGGAGGGGUUGGACGAGCGCGGUCGGCUGCAGCAGGCGCUGGAGAAGGCGAGGAAGGUGCUGUCGCAGAGCAAGGAAGCAAGCGCGAGCCCCAAGGAAGCGUCCGCGUCUCCCGCCUCGUCGCCCGCGUCCCCAUCCACACCUGCAGUUGUCGGCACCUCCCUCGCCUCGCCAUCCACGCCCUCCGCGCCGCACGUGGGCAGAGCCGCCAGCUUCAAGCGGCCCGCGCCCCUCCGCAGAGCGCAGCAGCCUCACGGCGACUCUCGGGGAGGGGCGAGAGGAGAGCGGGCACGCGCGGAGGGCGAUAGGGAGGGGGAUGCGGUCAGGGGUAGGGGACGGGAGAGGGAUGAGGAGGAGGAAAGAGGAGGGAAGAGGAAACGGCAUGCGAGCGAGGAGAGGGGGACGAGGGAGGCGUGUGAGUAUGAGAGAGGCGAUGAGAAGCGGCACAGGGGGCGGGACGGCAGCAGAGGCGAGGGGGCGGGGAGUGACAAGGAGCAACGGAGCGACCAUCAGCAUGGCUACGAUCGCCAUGCUCACAACCACCUUCACCACAGCCACCGCCACGACCAGCCCAGGCGCAGUCAGCAGCAGCGUGGCAGUCGCAGCCGAAACGGAUCGCAGGAUGGGGGCAGUGCGGGGCAGCACCGCGUGUUCAUAGGCGACCUGGACCCCGCCACCACCGCGGACGAGCUGUCUGAGGCGUUCUCGCGGUUCGGCGCGGUGGGGCACGCGCGCAUGGUGGAGCUGCAGAGCUACGGGUUUGUGGGGUUCUCCAGGCGCGAAGAGGCAGAGGCGGCCAUCGCUGCGGGGGAGGAGGGCAAGUCUACUAUCGUUGUCCGGGGCCAGCGGGUGCGGGUCUCCUGGGCACAUGGGUCCCUGCCAGAAUGGAAGAAGGGCGUUGGGGGGUUCUCCUUUGGUGAAGGUUCUUCGAAGCUUCAGAAUGGCCGCAUGAAGAUGCUGGCAGCUACAGCAGCAGCCAGUGCUACAGCCAUGGCAGUGCUGUCUGGUGCUGCUCCUGUCCCCAUGCCAGUGGGACCUGCUCCCAUGGGCCACAUGCACAUGAGCCUUCACCAUCAGAUGGAGCCACAAGGCAAUAUGCACUCCAUGCAGGAAGCUUUGUCACUCUCAGGAAAUGCGUGGCGUAAUGCUGAUGCUGGUGGUGGUGGUGCUAUAGCUGAUAGUAACACUGGUAGGGGGUGGCGCUCAAUGAUCGCUUAUGAUGACCUCUUUUGACAAAAAGAUUGUUGGGGGAUUCACACAUGGAUGUUAAUAAUUGUUUAAGGCUGAUUUAUUGUU
This is a messenger RNA of Closterium sp. NIES-67, 2277 nucleotides long. The record is from the annotation of a GenBank genome assembly. NCBI's taxonomy places the organism in Eukaryota, Viridiplantae, Streptophyta, Zygnematophyceae, Desmidiales, Closteriaceae.